Messenger RNA from Lagopus muta (rock ptarmigan), 1364 nucleotides. RefSeq names its product chromosome 4 C2orf81 homolog (gene C4H2orf81). Bases 1 to 1362 code for a protein of 453 amino acids. NCBI's taxonomy places the organism in Eukaryota, Metazoa, Chordata, Aves, Galliformes, Phasianidae. The record is from RefSeq and is a predicted model, not a curated record. The transcript is spliced from 4 exons.
AUGGAGACGGCGGCGCCGAGCGAUGACGUAAGGGGGCGGAGGCGCGUCGCGGUGACGUCAUUACAGAGCGCCGAGAUUCGGGAGCGACGUUGCCGUGGAGACCGAGACGCCGCCCUGCGGGGAGAGGCCAUGGCCUCCCGCGAGCGCACGGCCGCCGCCCGGCAGCGCGGGGACAAAACGCGGACCCCCAGCGCCGCUCCUCCGGACGCGGCCCCCGGGCGGCUGUGCGAGGCGCAGUGGCUGUCCGUGCUGGCGGCCGAGGAGCGGGACGACGUCGUAGGGGACGCGGUGGCCGAGCUGCUGGGAGCCGUCGUGGAGCGCUGCUUCCAGGCCGAGCUGGACCGGCAGUGCGUGCCGUUCGCCGUGAGCCAGGCGAGGGCCGAGCUGCUGCGGGAGGCCGCGUGGCGCUUCCCGGUGCGGGACGAAGGCGACGCGGAGCUGGAGGCGGCCGGUGCGUGGCAGGAGGACGAGGAGCCCCCGCCGGGUGCCACCGACGCCUGGGCUGAGGGUGCCGUGCCCACCCUGCGAGUGUGUCCGGCCGCAGGGCACGCAGAGGUCUCCAGCACCGACACGGACGCCGUCCCAUCCGAGGCUGAGGGGGGCGGCGUGCCACUGCCCUCCCCGACACCGUUGGUGCAGGAUGAGGUGCUCGACGCUCCCCAGCCCUCCGAGGGAUCUGGCAGCCCCCCCGUGCCAGCCCUGCUGCCGGCCCCGCUCAGCCGCAGCACGGCCCGGCCCCGGCGCCUGCCUGGCAUCAAACACCCAGGGCCACGGGUGUGGGCGGAGAUCAGCGAUGCGGCGGAAGCUGAAGAGCAGGGAGUGCCACAGCCCCCCUCCUGCAGCGACCUGAUGGCGAUGUGGGCACGGAAAUCUCCGCGCAGUGAGGGGUGGGCGUGCGAUAGGCGCAGCACCGCUCUGCUGCACCCCUCCACGCUCCGGAUCCGGCCCCACGUGGAGGUGUUGGAGCCGGGCGCAGACAUCGAGCGGCAGUCGCGUCCCCUCCGGCACCGGCGGCAGCCCCGCGGCUCCUCUGGGCAGGAUGUGGGGCCGGGUGCCUCGCGGUCGCCCCGAGGGCUGGCGGCUGUGGAGGCGCCGCGGCUCUUACCGCCCAUCGCGGGGGCCGGGCAGCCCGGCAGCUCCCGAUCUCCGGUGCUGGACUCCUUACUGGGCACCGUCCGGCUGGCUCCCGGUGUCACCAUCAGGCACGGAGGCAGCGAGGGGCGCGGGCUGCGCCUCCCUGUGAGCAGAGCGGAUGCGGAGGAGGAGACGGGAGAAGCCAAGAGGGACCUGAGGCCCCUCCGCCCCACUUUGCCCUUCCCUGCCAUCGCGGUCAGCCAGGUCACCGGCAAUGGCACACCUUGAAU